Phragmites australis (common reed) is the source of this 3791-nucleotide messenger RNA. Its product is annotated as DNA repair protein RAD5B. The coding region runs from base 173 to 3568 and encodes 1131 amino acids. The record is from RefSeq and is a predicted model, not a curated record. NCBI's taxonomy places the organism in Eukaryota, Viridiplantae, Streptophyta, Magnoliopsida, Poales, Poaceae. Gene Ontology annotation, molecular function: ATP binding; nucleic acid binding; zinc ion binding. The transcript is spliced from 18 exons.
CCCACGCCAAAAAUCUCUCAAACCCCCUUAAAACCCCGCUCCAAAACCCCGCCAUCUCCCCCAAUUCCCCAAACCUCCCCUCCACUCCGCCUCUCCCACUCACACCUACCGCCGCCGCCAGCAACUGCUACUACCUCCGGUCCCGUCUCGCCUCCCGUCGCCGGCGGCCGCCAUGGUGGGCCGUGGCGACGACGACUCCCGCUGGCCGGAGUCUCCCUCCCAGGCAGUCCUCUUCGCCGACGAGAUUGCCGCCGUCCGCGCCGUCCUCGGGUCCGCCCUCCCCGAGGUCCGCGUCGUCGCCACGCUGUCCCGGUGCGGCGGCAACACCGAGCGCGCCAUCAACGCGCUCCUCGACAACGACGCCGCGGUCGAUACCAAGAAAGCUCGUCCGGUCAAAGCAGAGCGCGACGUUAGCGGUGCCGCCGCUCAGGCGCCGGCGCAGUCUUUGGUGAAGGUGAAGGCUGAUGCCCCCGACGAGGUCUUGGGGAGCCAAGAUUCCGACGGCUCCUCAGCGAAGGCCGCCGUCAAUGUCAAGAGCGAGCCGAUCGAUUCGCCCGUCAAAGAUCCUUCUUCGAUUCCGCUGCACCGGGUCAAGGAGGAGAGGUGCGACGGCGACGGACCCAAGAAAGGCCCCGGUGCGGUGGCGAGCGGCGGAGGUAUUAGCCUCGUGCCGAGGCCAAAGAAGAGGCCGCGGGAGGACGCGGUGGUGACCAUCGACCUCACGAUGACCCACCCGGUGCCGUACCUGAAUCCGAGGCCCAUCCGGGCGCUGCCGCCGCCGGAGGUCAGGGACGUGGAGAUGCACGACCCGUCGCCGCUCAUGGCGAUUGCGCCUGCCCCGGUUAGCGAUUGGAGGAUGGUUGUGGCACCGCCGGAGCCCGAGUUUGGCAACUUCCCCGAGGAGCGCGACUGGUUCCUCCUCGGCAAGUCCUAUGUCACCGGGCUGUCCACCAACCGUGGGAGGAGGAUGAUAGACGCCGGCGAGAUUGUCGGUUUCACCUUCCCCUCGUACGAGAGGAUCUAUGGCGGGGUAAAAGUGUCAGCCAAGAAGGCGGCGACACUGGCGGAGAUUGUACGCUUCUCCACCAAACGAGCCGGAGAGAUUGGGAAGCUGUCACCGGAGUGGACAAAGAUCAUUGUCCCGCUUGUGAACUCGUCCAAGGUGAAGAUUCAGGGGAAGAUUGUGUUCCCGACAAUGGAGCUCAGGCUGAUGCAGGAGAUUUUGCUGUAUGUUAGCUUCUACGUCCACAGCUCUGUGUUCACUCAAGGUGAACUCUCAUCCUGGAAUACGCUCGCUCCUGCAAGUGUUGGUUAUGCUGCCAACCCUCUUCAUUGGUUAUUUGAUCAUCUGAAUCUAAGGACGUCCAACAAGGAUGAUUUCUCUCUCGAUGACCUCAGCACAAGAAAGCUGAAGCAAAUUCUAAGGGGUAACCACAACAGCAGCGAUGAAUCCAUUCCUGUGCUUGGCCAAACUUUUCCAGAGCAAAGCACUGAUGAGCAGGCUAUUUCAGAAGCUGCCUUGAACAAAAUUGUUGGCACUGCUGAAACUUACAACUUGGAGGAAGCAGAGCCUCCAAGUACUCUUGUCUCUGUUCUAAAACCGUACCAAAAACAAGCUCUCUUCUGGAUGUCUAAAUUAGAGAAGGGAAUGGAUGCCAACGAAGCAACAAGAACUCUUGAUCCCUGCUGGAGUGCCUACAAUAUCGUUGACAAGAGAGCUCCUCCAGUGUACGUUAAUCUUUUCACCGGGCAAGCAACAACACAAUUUCCAAGUGUAACUGAGACUACACGAGGAGGGAUACUAGCAGAUGCAAUGGGUCUUGGCAAAACUGUCAUGACCAUUGCUCUGAUACUUUCAGAUCCUAGGGGGGAGUGUUCCAACUAUAUAGAAAGAGAUAUGAGGGAUCCGAGAGAUCAUACGAUCAGGGCAUGCACCUUGAGGUCCUCUAUAAGAGGAGGUACCCUUAUUGUUUGCCCGAUGGCAUUAUUGGGUCAAUGGAAGGAUGAAUUGGAGGCACAUGCAACACAAGGAGCUCUUUCUGUGUUUGUACACUAUGGUGGUGAUAAAACUGAUGACCUUGUACUGAUGGCUCGGCAUGAUGUUGUCUUAACGACCUAUGGUGUCCUUUCAGCCACAUACAAAACUGAUUACAGAAGCAUGUUUCACAUGAUUGAUUGGUAUAGGAUUGUGCUUGAUGAAGCUCACACAAUCAAAUCUCCUAAAACAAAAGUGGCCCAAGCAGCUUUUGGAUUAACCUCACAAUGCAGAUGGUGCCUUACAGGCACACCAUUGCAAAAUAAUUUGGAGGACCUCUACAGUCUUCUCUGCUUCCUACAUGUUGAACCAUGGUGCAAUGCAAACUGGUGGCAGAAGUUGAUCCAGAAACCUUAUGAGAAUGGUGAAGCUAGUGGAUUGAAACUUGUUAGAGCUAUUCUUAGGCCACUAAUGCUGAGGAGGACCAAGGAGACAAAAGACAAGACGGGAAAUCCCAUACUGGUUCUCCCUCCAGCUCAUAUUGAAGUUGUGGAAUGCGAACAAUCGGAACAUGAGCAUGAUUUCUAUGAAGCACUUUUCAGGAGAUCAAAGGUUCAGUUUGACAAAUUUGUAGCACAAGGCAGUGUUCUUAACAACUAUGCUAAUAUUCUUGAGCUACUUCUCCGGCUAAGGCAGUGCUGCAAUCACCCUUUUCUAGUUAUCAGCCGAGCUGAUACUCAAAAGUAUGCUGACCUCGACAAGCUAGCACAGCGUUUCCUUGAAGGAGUGCAAAGUUAUUCUAGAAGGCAGAAUGCGCUACCGUCACGUGCGUAUGUAGAAGAGGUUGUUGAAGAAAUUCGUCAGGGUGCUACUACCGAGUGCCCUAUCUGCCUUGAAUCAGCUUCUGAUGAUCCUGUGCUCACGCCUUGUGCACACCGGAUGUGCCGUGAGUGCCUUCUUUCUAGCUGGAGGACUCCAGCUGGAGGGCCAUGUCCGCUCUGUCGAAGUCACAUCAGCAAAUCUGACCUGAUCAUACUGCCUGCUCAGUGCCGCUUCCAGGUUGAUGCCGAAAAUAACUGGAAGGACUCGUGCAAGGUGAGCAAACUUAUCAUGAUCCUGCAGGACCUUCAGAAGAAGAGGGAGAAGAGCAUUGUAUUCAGCCAGUUUACUUCAUUCUUUGAUCUUCUGGAGAUCCCCUUUAGUCAUAAGGGUAUCAAGUUCUUGAGGUUUGAUGGCAAGCUGAGCCAGAAGCAUAGAGAAAAAGUUCUGAAGGAAUUCAGUGAAAGUGAGGACAAGCUGGUGCUACUGAUGUCACUCAAAGCUGGAGGUGUAGGGCUAAAUCUAACUGCUGCCUCCAAUGUUUUUCUGAUGGAUACAUGGUGGAAUCCUGCAGUGGAAGAGCAGGCCAUUAUGAGAAUUCACCGUAUUGGGCAGAAAAGAACAGUCCAAGUGAGACGUUUCAUCGUCAAGGAUACUGUUGAGGAGCGGAUGCAACAGGUGCAAGUGCGCAAGCAGAGGAUGAUUUCUGGGGCGUUGACGGACGAUGAAGUCCGGGGUGCUCGCAUUGAGCAUCUAAAGAUGCUGUUCACGUGAUUGUUGCCAGUAACUGCAGAUGUAUAUAGUUGAUAUUUUGUGUCAUGGAUGCUUAGUAGUGUCCAAGUAAGACAUGUUGGUACUAUCAAGGUUCAGUCCAUUGUGAAUGGGAAUGUGAUAUUUUGUAUAUUAUCUUUAGUGGCAAAUUCUGAUGUAGAACGUCCUCUUGAAUGAUUAAAUCCUUAACCUAUUAUAUGAAAAUAGCUGGUCUUCGUUUGGUACA